GAGCAGAUCCUCCACCAUGAGCUCCAGCCAGCCAGGGCCCUGCCCAUGCCAGGGUGCUGCAGGCCGCCCGACCAUUCUGUAUACACUUCUGAGCCCCAGCAUCAGGGACCGGCCCUCCGUCGCCCCAGCCCGCGGCCGCUGCCUGUGCAGGCAGCACCGGCCUGUCCAGCUAUGUACGCCCCAUCGCACCUGCCGGGAGGCCUUGGAUGUUCUGGCCAAGACGCUGGCCUUCCUCAAGAACCUGCCGUCUUUCUGCCAGCUGCCCCCCCAGGAUCGGCGGCAGCUGCUGCGGGGCUGCUGGGGGCCCCUCUUCCUGCUGGGGUUGGCCCAAGACACUGUGACCUUCCAGGUGGCCGAGGUCCCAAUGCCUAGCAUACUCAAGAAGAUCCUGCUGGAGAAGCCCAGCAGCGGGGCAGGCGGCAGCCAGCAGCCCGACCGGCCCCAGCCCUCGCUAGCUGAGGUGCAGUGGCUGCAAUGCUGCCUGGAGUCCUUCUGGAGUCUGGAGCUGAGCCCCAAGGAAUAUGCCUACCUGAAAGGGACCGUCCUCUUCAACCCUGACAUGCCAGGUCUCCACGCCUCCUCCCACAUCGGGCACCUGCAGCAGGAGGCGCACCAGGCGCUGUGGGAGGUCCUGGAGCCCUGGUGCCCUGCAGGCCAAAGCCGCUUGGCACGUGUCCUCCUCACGGCCUCCACCCUCAAGUCCAUUCCACCCAGCCUGCUUGGAGAUCUCUUCCUUCGCCCUGUCAUUGGAGACGUUGACAUCGCGGACCUCCUUGAAGACAUGCUUUUGCUGAGCUGACCUGCUCCAGCCCAAGCAGGGACUGGGUGGAGGCUGGCAGCACUGAUUCGGCCUGGCUGUCGCCUGGGUGACCCAGUGCUCCCAGAGUUUCCCCAGAGCAGCUGGCCCCAGCACAGCCAGGUGGGCCCUCACUCAGCCACACCCCACCUUGACCCUCCUCAAUUUGGACACAGUGCUCCAGCUGACUGGCCAGCCCCUGGUGGUUCCAAGCCUCUGGGCCAAGACUCCUGUCUCCUCCUGGGGCAGGGUAGAAGUUUCCGCUGCUUGUUGGGCCAGGAGUUCUACUGACUUUGUACAGAACUGACUUAAGUUAUUGGUUUUUGUAAUAAAAGGUGUGACACCCUUGGAA
Messenger RNA from Odocoileus virginianus texanus, 1148 nucleotides. It is a transcript of the gene NR0B2, whose product is annotated as nuclear receptor subfamily 0 group B member 2. Gene Ontology annotation, cellular component: cytoplasm; nucleus. The record is from RefSeq and is a predicted model, not a curated record. Gene Ontology annotation, molecular function: transcription factor binding; transcription corepressor activity. NCBI's taxonomy places the organism in Eukaryota, Metazoa, Chordata, Mammalia, Artiodactyla, Cervidae. Gene Ontology annotation, biological process: circadian rhythm; negative regulation of transcription by RNA polymerase II.